Molecule: messenger RNA, 369 nt
Organism: Pleurotus ostreatus (oyster mushroom)
Lineage: Eukaryota; Fungi; Basidiomycota; Agaricomycetes; Agaricales; Pleurotaceae
Exons: 3
Coding region: 1-369 (122 amino acids)
Source: RefSeq, a predicted model, not a curated record
AUGACACGUCUUUCUAUGGUCAAAUCGCUGCUUUCGAAUCAACGAGACGUCCAGCGACAAACGAUCAAAGUGACAUUGAACUUUCUAACUCGCGAUCAAACAAAGCAAGAGAUGAGCGAGCGUCUGGGGUAUAAUGUUGAGCAAUUGAGCACAUGGGUGAUAAUCAAUGGACGCCAUCAAAGCACGGACGGCGCACACAUCACAAUCCGGGGAUUUCAGGGGAAAUGGGCGGCCAUCACGGUCCACAUCUACGUGGAUGAGUGGUACCGUUACGAAGAUUACACUGCCUGGUUGAACGGAAAAAAGUUACGGCAAAAGACAACACAACUUCGAAAAAAGGGACAACAUGGUCUUGAUUCACGGCUGUAA